Messenger RNA from Hypoxylon trugodes, 2962 nucleotides. RefSeq lists its product as uncharacterized. NCBI's taxonomy places the organism in Eukaryota, Fungi, Ascomycota, Sordariomycetes, Xylariales, Hypoxylaceae. The record is from RefSeq and is a predicted model, not a curated record. The transcript has 4 exons. The coding region runs from base 124 to 2847 and encodes 907 amino acids.
AUCCCACAACUUUUACACGUCUUUAUUCCUCGAUUCCUCUAUCGAUACCUCAUUCUACUUAAAUCACCCUGCUAUUCAUUACCCGACUUGAAUGAUUAAUUACACUCGUACUUUCUCGUCAUAAUGGAUAGCACUCCACAGGCUGCUCAAUCCCCGGCAGCAAGCCCUGCCAAGGGAAAAGCUCCUGCCCCCAAGAAAACGUCUGGAAAGGGCGUUACCAAGAAAACCUCAAAGAAGCCUGCUCCUAAGAAGGGAGUAGCGAAGAAGGGUCCGAAGAAGGUGUACAAUGAUUCCUUCACACAAGCGGCCUAUGAGCGCCAAGUGGAGCUGAAAGAGCUCUAUAAACAAGUCGCCAUGGCAGUCAGACCAGCUCUUGACGAGAUAGCCGACCGGAACGUCAAGAAGUUAACAGAAGAUCUUGGAGCACACAAACAAGUGCCAGAGUACGACGUUCUGCAAGACCAACUAGAUAACCAACUUAAGCAGGUCAUUGAAGAUGCUGAGAAACAUCACGACCUACGAGUUAGAAUUCUGGAGCAUGGCUACGAACUGGAAAACGAUCGAAUUGCAAAGUGCUUCAUGGAUUCGUUCAACUAUGAGACUGAGGAAUUCUACGAUGGUGCCCUAAACCGCACUAGCAUUGUGACUGAACUCCGUCGUGAAGGUCAUCCACUUGACACUCCCGACCUCACGUAUUCUUACGUUAGGGAGAUCCCUCAUGUCUCAUUCCUUGGCCCAUCGGACAAGCCUGGCACUCCCAUCAAUCGCAAGGCUAAGCCUACGACUAAGCGAAAGACGGAGGAUCAGCCAGACGGACAGGCUGCUUCUAAGAAGCCUCGACGUACUGGUGGCUUACUUGCUUCGGAGAUGCAACCAGACGGGGUAUCCGAGUCUAAUGCACCAUCCCCGACGCCAGCCGAAGAACAAGAAUCCGCGCCUGGGUUUAGCAAACACAUCCCGGAUCUACCUUCCGGCGCGUCUGAUCCCGAUGCAUACGGAGUUAGAAGUGUCAACCGACGGGUUAAGGAACCUAAUAAUCGAUUCAUCAUCCCGCCCUUAUUCUCAUGGGAUGACAAGGAGAUCGGAUUCCGAGACUCAACCAAUGAUUCAACUAGAUUGGCUACCGGUCGUUCCCGAGGUAUAUUCAUUGAUACACCAAACUCCAGCACCUGGCAUAUCGACCACACUGUCAAAGAUUAUGACUCCCGCGGCUUUAACGAUGAUACCUUAGAUCCCGAAAUCGUAAAGAAGCACGGCCUACACCCGAAGUUGGGAAUAUUCCUACCUACUUCUACGAAUGAGUCAGAGCCACCCGAUGGGCGUGUUGAUGGGACUCGGCCUGUGGUCGUCGUACCGGAUGCGAUCACUACUCACCAUGCGUCCCGCACAGUCCGAUCUAUGAAAAUGGACCUCAUGCUUAAGGAGGACCGCAUCAAGAACGCCAUGUCGGAGAUGCUCGGCGAUUUCUGCGAAAAGGGCGACAUCGAUCCAGAAGAUAUAACUAACGACGAAAUCCGUGAUCGUGAACGCGAAGCAGUUGAAAGACAGGCUGCUCCUUCGGAUGAAAGUGUAGACCAUGUGAAAUCAGAACAGGCUUCACUGACAGAGGCCCAUAACUCCUUCCUUCACGAACGUGUCGACCUCCUCCUGCUAGCCGCCGCGAGCUCGGAAGCUGAAGUAUCGAGCCUUCCUGCACCUGGUCCUCGACCAUCGCGCCCGUAUGAUGCGGUGCGAGACGUAUUCACAAAUGCAGAGCCAGCUCCUAUGCACCCAGAACUUCAGCAUAUAGAGCCCGACGUCUUUAAACUCAACCUUCUCGCGCAAGCAGCCGAAAGAGCCCCUAGGCUGCUGGAGAAAAAGGUACCAGUAAUGAACGACUCUUCUAUGAUCGAUCCCCGUCUUCUUGGCACACAGCCCCCCGCGCCGCCCAAUGCGUUCCUUCAAACCGCGUUGAACCCCUCGUCAACAUUUACGAAUAUCGCGCCAGCCCCAGUUGCUCAGAUGGAAACAACGCAACAAACUACGCCCGCUAGGAACCCUUUCACUACCCGAAAUAACGUAGUGACAAAUACUAUAGCAGCGGAUGGUUUUCUACCACCCCUUCGACCCAAUAGGUCGGACGGCCUAGGAAAGGGACCGAACCUAGCUCAAGCCCAACAGUCUCCCCUCCCUCUGACACACCAUCCUCAGGAUCUUGGUUCUCCACAUGGGCCGAUCCGCACAAAUUCGGGUAGCUUCUUCCCUCCGGCGCCAUCGCGACCCUACCAUCAGGGAUUCUCCUUCCACGACCAGGGUUUAAUGGCGAUGUCCAUGCAGCAAAGCCCUCAUAUUCCCGGACCCGGUAUGAUGCCGAACCAACCCCCACUACCGCAUCAUAUGUCCGCAUAUCCUCCCGUCAUGUCGCCUCCCGUACCAGGCCAAUCAUACCUAGCCUCGGUACCGCCGCAUAUUGAGCCCCCUGCACCUUCAGUAUCGCCACCUGGCCCAUCUAUGAUGACGCCCUCGUCACCUGUACACACACCUCGCCAGAGAAACUCGGUGUCAUCCAAUGGUAACGGAUCUGGAAAAUAUCGCAGGAUUGCGGCAGCACCCGUUCCCCACAAUCGUCCUUGGCAAUCUAAUGGCGGCAGUGAACUACGACUCGCCCACUACGAUCACAAGGAGGCGAUCAAAGACUAUAGGGCGAACGAACCUCCCCCGCGAACUGGGCCUACGACGAUCAGAGGUUGGAACGUGAACAAUGUUUCGAAAGGACGCAAUAGAGGCGUCAAGAAGGAGGAUUCCGAAGAGAAGGAAUCUCCAAACAUGAUAUCGCCAUACAUCGGCAAGUGGAAUGCGUCCGUAUGAAUUCGAGGCGGCCGCGUCGAACAGAGUCUUAUAUAUCGACGGACUCAUGCGUUGUUUAUUGCAUGACUAUAAUUACAUCGAGAGGUCUAUCGUUAGACCGAAUCAUUUACGAUUU